Molecule: messenger RNA, 2904 nt
Organism: Limanda limanda (common dab)
Lineage: Eukaryota; Metazoa; Chordata; Actinopteri; Pleuronectiformes; Pleuronectidae
Product: E3 ubiquitin-protein ligase TRIM35-like
Exons: 3
Coding region: 27-2786 (919 amino acids)
Biological process (GO): protein ubiquitination
Molecular function (GO): protein binding; ubiquitin-protein transferase activity; zinc ion binding
Source: RefSeq, a predicted model, not a curated record
ACACUGACCCUUCACCUGGAGACUCGAUGGCUUCCAGAUUAGAAGAGGAUCUCUGCUGUCCCGUCUGCCAUGAUGUCUUCAGAGAUCCUGUCAUUCUGUCAUGUAGCCACAGCUUCUGUAAAGACUGUGUGAAGAGCUGGUGGAAAGACAAAGAAGUUAAAGAGUGUCCAGUUUGUAAGAGAAGAAAAUCAAAGUCAUUACCACCUAACCUGGCGUUAAAGAACCUGUGUGAGACCUUCUUACAGGAGAGAGAUCAGAGCUCUUCACAUGCUCUCUGCAGUCUGCACUCAGAGAAACUCAGACUCUUCUGUCUGGACCAUCAGCAGCCAGUGUGUCUCGUCUGCAGAGAUUCAGAAAAACACAGCAACCAUAGAUUCAGACCCAUCGAUGAAGCUGCACAACAACACAAGAAGCAGCUUCAGGAAACUCUUGAGCCCUUGAAGAAGAAGUUACAGAGUUUUGAACGUGUUAAAGUAGAGUUUGAACAAACAGCAGAACACAUUAAGGUCCAGGCCGGACUCAGAGAGACGCAGAUCAAGGAGCAGUUUAUAAAGCUUCAUCGUUUUCUGGAGGAAGAAGAGGAGGCCAGGAUGGCUGCACUGAGGGAGGAAGAGGAGCAGAAGAGUCGGAUGAUGAAGGAGAAGAUUGAGGCUCUGAGCAGAGACAUAACGGCUCUUUCAGACACAAUCAGAACCACAGAGGACGAGCUGAGAGCUGAAGACGUCUCGUUCCUGCUCAACUACAAGGCUGCAGUGGAACUAGUCCAGCAGCGCCCCCUGCUGGAUGAUCCACAGCUGGCCUCAGGAGCUCUGAUAGACGAGGCCAAACAUCUGGGCAACCUGAGCUUCAACAUCUGGAACAAGAUGAAGGACGUGGUCUCCUACAGUCCUGUGGUUCUGGACCCAAACUCUGCUCAUCCAGACCUCGUCCUGUCUGAAGAUCUGACCAGUUUGAGACCAGAAGAGGAACAGAAGCUUCCUGACAAUCCAGAGAGGUUUGAUUAUUACCCCUCAGUCCUGGGAUCUGAGGGUUUUAACUCAGGGACCCACAGCUGGGACGUCCUGGUUGGAGACAGUACAAUCUGGGAACUGGGUGUAAGAGCAGAGCCUGUCCAGAGGAAGGGAGACAAACUGCCUGGAUUAUGGGGAAUAGUGUUCGAUGAAGGUGAAUACUCAGCAGAGUCACCAUCAGGAUCAUCUGUUCUCUCUGUUCAAAAGAUCCAGAGGAUCAGAGUGAAACUGGACUGGAACAGAGGAGAACUGUCGUUCUCUGAUCCUGAUACUAAAAAACACAUUCACACCUUCAAACACACUUUCAUUCAGAAGAUGUUUCCAUACUUUAGCACUCCAGAUCCCUUGGCGCUGUUACCUAUGAAAGUCUCUGUGACGCUGGAUAUGGCUUCCAGAUUAGAAGAGGAUCUCUGCUGUCCCGUCUGCCAUGAUGUCUUCAGAGAUCCUGUCAUUCUGUCAUGUAGCCACAGCUUCUGUAAAGACUGUGUGAAGAGCUGGUGGAAAGACAAAGAAGUAAAAGAGUGUCCACUUUGUAAGAGAAGAUCUUCAAGGUCAGAACCACCUGUUAGCCUGGUGUUAAAGAACCUGUGUGAGACCUUCUUACAGGAGAGAGAUCAGAGCUCUUCACCUGCUCUCUGCAGUCUGCACUCAGAGAAACUCAGACUCUUCUGUCUGGACCAUCAGCAGCCAGUGUGUCUCGUCUGCAGAGAUUCAGAAAAACACACCGGCCACAGAUUCAGACCCAUCGAUGAAGCUGCACAACAACACAAGAAGCAGCUUCAGGAAACUCUGGAGCCCUUGAAGAAGAAGUUACAGAGUUUUGAACGUGUUAAAGUAGAGUUUGAACAAACAGCAGAACACAUUAAGGUCCAGGCCGGACUCACAGAGACGCAGAUCAAGGAGCAGUUUAAAAAGCUUCAUCAGUUUCUGGAGGAGGAAGAGGAGGCCAGGAUGGCUGCACUGAGGGUGGAAGAGAAGCAGAAGAGUCGGAUGAUGAAGGAGAAGAUUAAGUCUCUUAGCAGAGACAUAACGUCUCUUUCAGACACAAUCAGAACCACAGAGGACGAGCUGAGAGCUGAAGACGUCUCGUUCCUGCUCAACUACAAGGCUGCAGUGGAACGAGUCCAGCAGCGCCCCCUGCUGGAUGAUCCACAGCUGGCCCCAGGAGCUCUGAUAGACCAGGCCAAACAUCUGGGCAACCUGAGCUUCAACAUCUGGAACAAGAUGAAGGACCUGGUCUCUUACAGUCCUGUGGUUCUGGACCCAAACUCUGCUCAUCCAGAACUCGUCCUGUCUGAAGAUCUGACCAGUUUGAGACGAGGAGAGAGACAGAAGCUUCCUGACAAUCCAGAGAGGUUUGAUUUUUACGCCUCAGUCCUGGGAUCUGAGGGUUUUAAGUCAGGGACUCACAGCUGGGACGUCCUGGUUGGAGACAGUACAGGCUGGUUACUGGGUGUGUCGACAGAGCCUGACCAGAGGAAGGGAGAGGAUCAUUCUGGAUACUGGGGAAUAUGGUUCGAUGGAGGUAAUUACUCAGCAUUUUCACCAUCAGGAUUAUCUGUUCUCUCUGUGCAGAAGAUCCAGAGGAUCAGAGUGAAACUGGACUGGAACAGAGGAGAACUGUCGUUCUCUGAUCCUGAUACUAACAAACACAUUCACAGCCACACACCCACUUUCACUCAGAAGAUGUUUCCAUUCUUUAACACUGUAGAUGAUGACCAUCCCUUGAAGCUGUUACCUGUGAAAGUCUCUGUGACGCUGGAUCAGAGCCGUUAGAGAUAAAGAUUUUAUUCAUCAUGUUUAUUUCUUCAAGAGAAAUCUGCUGAAUUUAAAUGUUAAACUCGUUAUUCUAAAGCUUUGUUUAUUUCUCCUUUUACUUCUCACUCAUUUUUAU